Molecule: messenger RNA, 1563 nt
Organism: Nematostella vectensis (starlet sea anemone)
Lineage: Eukaryota; Metazoa; Cnidaria; Anthozoa; Actiniaria; Edwardsiidae
Product: reticulon-1-A
Exons: 8
Coding region: 119-745 (208 amino acids)
Source: RefSeq, a predicted model, not a curated record
AUAUUUGAUUCGCUGAUACCAGCUGUCAAAAGUCUGCUUUCUCAUUACCAUAACGAAACAAGAACGCCGAACCGAGCGAUUUGUACAGUGGCAAACCAAGGACUCGUAGUCUGCAAUUAUGACGACAUUUCGUGACAUCAUAUUAUGGCGUGACGUCAAAGUGACGGCGGUGGUAUUUGUCAGCGGUUUCGUGUUUCUGGUUUGUAUGACGCAGUUUAGUCUGCUGAGUGUGGUCACAGCAGUUGCCAUGAUCGCCCUCAUUCCCAUGCUAGUCAUCAGGCUCCUGUUUACCGCACGGUCGGCGUUCAUGAAGACUGAGUUCCAACACCCCUUGAACUCAUAUCUCAGCAAGGAUAUCAACGUAUCCAAGGACCGGGCUGACCUGAUCGGCGAAAGGGCUGCUGGGUACAUCGUGGACUCGACUGUUUACGUCAGACGCUUGUUCCUUGUGGAAGACCUUGCCGACUCGAUCAAGCUGCUCGUCGUCCUGUACAUCUUGUCCUAUCUGGCCCAAUGGUUCAGCGGUAUCACCCUCACGUUUAUCGGAUUCAUCGGAUUAUUCACCGUCCCUAAGGCAUACGACAUGUAUAGGGAAGAGAUCAACAGCGCCAUGAGCACGAUAAAGGUGGCCGUGGACGAUUUACUGGACAAAAUAAACGCCGCUGUACCGCUUGCCAAACCUAAACCAGUAGAAGACACUAAGAAAGCCAAGGCAGGGGAUCAAGACAAGGACAAAUCCGCCUGAGGGGGGAUGGGUGUGCAAUCUUUGCGUAUCUGUCAUAGCCACUAUGUGCGCAUACGCAAGAGAAAUAGACAUUAUGUUAAUUUCCCGGUUUAGCGGGCAUUUUGUUAUCGUAGGCAAAUUCCGUAUUGUUGCUAAUAUGGUCAUCGCCAAUACCCGAUGAUGAUUUACUUGCGAAUGGUUGAUUCUUUGUAAAGACCGCAUGAACGCGCCUACAUUGUCCCCUAGAACAGGGUUGACACACGAGCAGCAUAGAACACUUAGCAUAACACCCUAAGCUCAUAUACAAUAACUGCACUUAGAAAUCACGAGACUAUUCACCCUAAGCUCAUAUACAAUAACUGCACUUAAAAAUCACGAGACUAUUCAAGAAGCAACACGCCAAAAUAAACACAGAAAUGGCCGUGGUCGUCACGUCAAAGCAACUAACAAAAUUAAGAUAUUCCAAUGAAAAUAAGCCCUCUCUGACUAAGAAACUUUCGACUUAUCUGUAAGCGCUGAAUAACAAGUUUUUUGUUGUUAUUUUCCCGCCAAAUCCGGUGUGCGCGAGUUCGCCACCAAAAAAGUCACGUGAUUUUUAAUGCUAGUCGCAUAUUCACAGCAGAAACACUAAUGCGUCCAACGUGUACUGUUCUGUCCCUCAUACCGAUAAGCUAUGUGAGUAGAUAUAACACUGAUUGAAAGAUUGAAGACGCAAUUCGAUGUGUCACCUUCCGUUAAUUAUAACCCCUUUAGAAUUCGGUAUUUCACAUGAACCCAGCAUUAGGCAUCAUGGAAACAUAUAAUUAUCAAAUAUUAAUAAACAUCGUAGAAGCGUAAAA